Molecule: messenger RNA, 2811 nt
Organism: Caenorhabditis bovis
Lineage: Eukaryota; Metazoa; Nematoda; Chromadorea; Rhabditida; Rhabditidae
Source: the annotation of a GenBank genome assembly
AUGAACGCGAAAUUCUAUAUAUUCCUAGCCGGUCUACUAUUUAUUGCAACUUUUGGCAUUUCCAGCCUUAUUUUUGUACCAACAUGUUUCAUUUGUUUCAUAUUAGGAUUUCUGUAUGUCGGCUUUCGGCAUGGUCAAACAGAAGCUGAAAAACUCGAGCAAAAAUUCGCGCAAUUCCUAAAGGAUUACAAAUUCCCGUCGGGAAUCGAGCAACUAGUGAAGAACCAAGAGCGUUUCAUUGAGCAGAACAACUAUCAAGAGCUUCAUUCAAUGUCAAACUCGCCCGAAAUGGAUCAAGUCAUGGAAAAAAUAUUGGAGUACAUCAUUCGGGAUUUUAUAACCCAUUGGUACAAAACUAUAUCAAAUGACUCGCUUUUCGAGAGAAGCUUGAAAAGGACUGCUAGAAGGUCGAUAGCAUCACUAGUACAAUGCCUCCGAAAAGUGGAUUGGGUUCCGUUUCUGACGCGAGACGUCGUCGACGAUUUCGCCUCUCAUCUUCGACUCUAUCGAAAAGCCAAAGAGCGCGCUCAAUUCCAGGAAGAGGAGCUCAAAAAGAAUGAGAAUGCCGACAAGCCGGACCUUCUCGGCAAUUUUUUCGAUUUCGAACUCGAAAUGGAGAAAUCGUUGUGCCGCGAUCUGCUCUCAACAACGCCGCACUACGAAAAUGCUUACCUACACGAUCUUGUCGAUAUUAUAUUAUAUUUAAUUAUGCCACCGGAAGAUUUUCGAUGCCGUCCGCUACGAUUUCUGCUACGAGAAGUGAUUGUGAAAAGGGUGAUUUUGCCGACGUUGGACUACUUGUCGGACCCCAAAGAGGUGUUCCAGCUGCUUGUUUGGCUAUUGAGCGAGGUCGAGCCGAAACCCGAGGAUUUCAUUGCUUGCAUUGAAAAUAGCAAAAGUGUUGAGGAGCUCGACGCGGUUUAUCAGGCGAUAAUGGAAGAGAAGACGGUGAUGAGAGGAAAAGAUUCGGGAGGAGCUGAAGACACUUUUGUGAAGCAACAAUUGGCGAGUUUGCAAUAUGUCGAGAACGCGAUCAAAAGAAAAAUGGCGAUUUUGACGAAUGGCGGCGUCGAGAACGCGAAAUUUGGGACUCGCCUAAGUGAGGAUAAUGAUCAAAUUGUGCAGCUCCCAAUUCAUGUCGUGCUCACCAACACCAUCGCGGUGUCCUAUUUCAUCGAUUUCCUGAAAACUGUCGGCGGUCAAAACUACAUCGACUGCUAUUUGGCGAUUGAGGGCUUCAAAAUAUCGGUGGAACAUCAAAUGCGCUCGUUGGCGAACGGCGAACUCGUCGAUCGCGACGCGUAUGAGACAAUCAAAGAGGCCGCCCAUUUUAUGUAUCAGCAAUAUCUGUCACAGGAAGCGAUCACACGCGUUCCGCUUGAUGAAGCGCUCAUAUCGAAAUUUCUGUCGCGUCUUCGAAACGACGAGCCGUCGGAUUUGUGGUUCGAAGCGAUUCAGGAGAAGAUUGUCGACAUCCUCACGACGGAUGAUCACUUCUAUCCGGAAUUCAAAAAAUCGCCGAUUUACGUGAAAAUGCUCACCGAGCUCGGAAUCAUUGGCGAUGAGCGAAGCGAGACGCCGACGUCCGAAUCGGGAUCAUCGAUGUCAUCGUUCGACAAGGGAAUUGAAAUGAGGAGGAGGCCGUCGAUGGAUGAGACGAUGCCGAUACCGGAUGAUCAGCCGAUUCUGACAGCGACGGUGGAAACUCUAGGAAUUGGGCAGCAGGGAAAGCAAUCGUUCGCAUUGUACAAUGUGAGAGUGAGCCGAACGGUGAAUGGAAGUAAAGUGAGCAGCUGGAAUGUGCUUCGGAGGUACUCCGACUUCCACACACUCCAUUCAGCGCUGGUUCAGAAGUACCCGAAAUUGAGUAUGCUCUCGUUUCCCGGCAAGAAGACGUUCAACAAUUUGGAUACGCAUUUUCUUGAGAAGCGCACGAAAGCGUUGAACAUGUACAUGGAAUGCAUUCUGCAGCCCAACUUUCUCAAAUCGUAUCCCGAACUCGAGAAGACCGUCUUCGAUUUUCUUUCGCAAAAAGAGUAUUCGUUUCGCGAGCCGCUCGGCAAAAAAAUGAUGUCGGCGAUGUUCGAUCCGAUCAAAUCGGGCGUCAAAGCGGUUGGGAGUACGGUGAUGGCGAUGCCCGAUCAGGUGUACGGUAGCGUGUCGAAAGUUGGUGCCGGCAUCAAUAAUGCGGCAAAAACGAUAAUUAAUCCGAACGGCUCGAAUGCGCCGAAUCGACGGCCGACGAUGGAAACUGAUCGUGUUGCGGCGUCACUAAGCGAUACGGAGUCUGAAAACAUUCCACUUCGCGUUCUUGUGCUGUUCGUUGAUGAAGUGUUUGGGGUGCGCGCGCGAAACGCGUGGUUCCGACGCCAAAUGGUCAUGGUCCUUCGCCAAUUCGUCACCCCAUUCGGCACAUCGAUCAACAAGCGAAUUAUUGAUGUUGUGAAUUGGCUGACGUCGGAGCAGCAAGUCACCGGCUAUCUGAACGCAUUCAAAGAUUCAAUGUGGCCAAAUGGUGUCAUGUGUGGAGAAUAUCCGCAAAAACCGGCGGCGUUUCAUCAUAGGUGUCGAAUUCUUGCGAAGACGUUGAUGCUUUCCUCGAUGCCGGAUGAAUUGAGGAUGGUGCUUGGAGCUGAAACGAGCUAUCAAGGGAUCAACACGAUAUCGGAAGCGUUGGAGAAUAAAAGUCUCAAUCGACGGCUGCUUUAUGUGCUGCUUGAACGAUUAUUGAUGAAGGUGUUCCCGCAGAAUCGAUUCGAGAAAAUAUUUGCGCAAUUGCACUCGAAAUCGCCAAGAACAAAGAAAAUGUAG